Molecule: messenger RNA, 636 nt
Organism: Eremothecium sinecaudum
Lineage: Eukaryota; Fungi; Ascomycota; Saccharomycetes; Saccharomycetales; Saccharomycetaceae
Gene: NSL1
Product: MIND complex subunit NSL1
Exons: 1
Coding region: 1-636 (211 amino acids)
Biological process (GO): mitotic sister chromatid segregation
Cellular component (GO): MIS12/MIND type complex; kinetochore
Source: RefSeq, a predicted model, not a curated record
AUGUCUUUUUUACCAGGGAAGCUGGAUCUCUCGCGUAGCGAGAUUAAACACAUUCAGAUGCAGUUAAGGGAUGUCUUAAACGAGAAAAUACGAUUACACCUCCCUCAGGGCCAGAAAGAAGAGGAGCGCUCGGAUGCAAUUGAAAAGCAGGUAUCGCUGGAAGUUGAAAAAUUCCUCACCGCCGCCAUGGAGGCAGCCAGUGACUCGAUAAAUGUCACCGACGCUGCAUCCGGCACCACCCUCUCGGACGUCAUAAACGACGCGCAAAAGGAAUACACCGAACCCUUCGAUGUAGAGCUCAACGAAAAAGUACGAAAACUUUAUCAGGAGUGGGAGACAGAAACAUUGAACGUUAUUCACCUCCGCAGAACCGCCCCCAAAGCCGUUGUCGAUCUAUAUACCAAAGAAGAAUCAAAAGUCCUACAGGAUAUCAAUGACAGAAUAAAGGCUCUAGCCGCCCAAGAAAAUACAGCGCCGCCUGAGGACCUUCCCCAGCAACUUCUAGCCGAGGAGUCCGUCCAAUACAAGGAGGCGCUAUCCAUGCUUAAAGCAGCCCAGGAUUUUGUGCCACGUGACCGCAAACAGCUCGAAAAGCUCAAGCGGCUAAUGAUAUACCUAGAGAAGCAAGUGCCAUAG